Molecule: messenger RNA, 1071 nt
Organism: Microthlaspi erraticum
Lineage: Eukaryota; Viridiplantae; Streptophyta; Magnoliopsida; Brassicales; Brassicaceae
Source: the annotation of a GenBank genome assembly
AUGUCGACACUUGCAGAUUUAAUCAAUCUCGAUCUCUCCGACUCCACUAACCAGAUCAUCGCCGAGUACAUAUGGAUUGGUGGAUCGGGCGUGGAUAUGAGAAGCAAAGCAAGGACUUUGUCGGGACCAGUGAAGGAUCCAUCGGAGCUACCGAAAUGGAACUAUGACGGUUCAAGCACUGGCCAAGCUCCCGGCGAUGACAGUGAAGUCAUCCUCUACCCUCAAGCCAUCUUCAAAGACCCCUUCAGAAGAGGCAACAACAUCCUUGUGAUGUGUGAAGCAUAUACACCGGCCGGCGAACCGAUUCCAACGAACAAAAGGCAUGCGGCGGCCAAGAUCUUUAGCGAUCCCAGCGUUGUUGCCGAAGAAACAUGGUACGGAAUUGAGCAAGAGUAUACUUUGCUUCAAAAGGAUAUCAAGUGGCCCGUAGGUUGGCCGGUCGGCGGCUUCCCAGGUCCUCAGGGACCGUACUAUUGUGGAGUUGGAGCAGACAAAGCCUUUGGAAGAGACAUCGUAGAUUCUCACUACAAAGCGUGUCUUUACGCCGGAAUCAAUGUCAGCGGCACUAACGGCGAAGUCAUGCCCGGCCAGUGGGAAUUCCAAGUUGGUCCAACCGUUGGAAUCGCUGCUGCCGAUCAGGUUUGGGUCGCUCGUUACAUCCUCGAGAGGAUCACAGAAUUGGCUGGAGUUGUUCUGUCUCUAGACCCUAAACCAAUUCCGGGAGAUUGGAAUGGUGCAGGAGCUCAUACAAAUUACAGUACGAAGUCGAUGAGAGAGGAUGGAGGCUACGAGAUCAUAAAGAAAGCGAUCGAUAAGCUUGGAUUGCGUCACAAGGAACACAUCGCUGCUUACGGUGAAGGCAACGAGCGUCGUCUCACCGGAAAACACGAGACUGCCGAUAUCAACACUUUCAAAUGGGGUGUGGCGAACCGUGGGGCAUCGAUCAGGGUUGGGCGAGACACUGAGAAGGAUGGAAAAGGAUACUUUGAAGAUCGUAGGCCAGCUUCGAACAUGGAUCCUUACACUGUGACCUCCAUGAUCGCUGAAUCCACAAUCCUCUGGAAACCAUGA